AUGGAUUUAUUCCACUCUAAACGUCUGGAAUACCGUAGUUUCAAUUCUCCUGAGGAUGAUGACUUCUUCCAUUCCAUCCAGAGUGAUCCGGUUGCCUUCACAAACUCCUGUGCGUCACUCGUACGACCUGUAGACCGCCAAUUUACUGAGAAAAUCAAAAAGUACCUCACUGAGAACACGCUGUUGUUUGUGGUUAUCUACAAAGCUACCAAUGAUACAGGCAGCCGGAUUCUACCUGAGCGCAUCGGCACACUUUUCUUGAAGUCUCCAAGUCCAGAUAUGGCCCACCACCGUUGCUCAGAAUUCGGUAUCGACAUAAAGAAGGAAUAUCAAACCCAGGGAUAUGGCGGCGAGGCAAUCGACUGGAUGCUUGAUUGGGCAUUCAAGAAUGCUGGUUUGCACCGAGUGGAAUGCAAUGUCUUUGGUUGGAACACUCGUGCGCAUAGGAUUUAUCAGAGAUUUGGCUUCCGAGAGGAGGGGCGGAGAAGGGAGUGCCUGUUCAAGGAUGAUAAAUGGUGGGACGAAGUUCAUUUGGGGAUUCUCAAAAAUGAGUGGCAGAAAAUUAGACAGGAGCAGGUUACCAUGUCAAUGUUUGCCUAG
Messenger RNA from Penicillium hordei, 600 nucleotides. RefSeq names its product GNAT family N-acetyltransferase. The record is from RefSeq and is a predicted model, not a curated record. Gene Ontology annotation, molecular function: acyltransferase activity, transferring groups other than amino-acyl groups. The coding region runs from base 1 to 600 and encodes 199 amino acids. NCBI's taxonomy places the organism in Eukaryota, Fungi, Ascomycota, Eurotiomycetes, Eurotiales, Aspergillaceae. The transcript has a single exon.